ACUAAUGGGUGCUGUCAGCUCAAACAUGUUCAUGCAUCAGGGGUAUCUUCAUAUUUCCACAUACAAACCGCACCUGCCACCAUGCUGCAGAACUGGAGCGACGCUGAAGUAAACUGUCUUAUUUAGACUUAGAAGCUGCGAGGGCCUGUGAAGCUGCGCUAAAAGUGGCCGAGGAAUGGGAGGAACUGGUUCCUCACUCCGAUCCAAGUGCUUAACUCUGUUGGUUGAAAUCCACCCCAUCAACAAUGUGAAGGUUCUGAAAGCGGUGGAUAGCUAUGUUUGGGUUCAGUUCCUCUACCCGCAUGUUGACAGUCAUCCUUUGCCAGAGAACCGUCUGUUACUGAUUUCCGAGGAGAAAUAUAUUGAACAAUUUCAUAUCCAAGUCAUCCAAGAAGAUGGAAAUAGAGUGGUGAUUAAAAAUUCUGGCAAUGUCCCAAAAGAGAGAAUAGCAGAGGAUUUUGUUUGGGCUCAAUGGGAUAUGGCAGAGCAGAGAUUAUACUACAUUGACCUGAAGAGAUCAAGGAGUACCUUAAAAUGUAUCCAGUUUUGUGCUGAUGAGAACUUUAACCUAAUGUUUGAAGCACCUUUGGACAUAUCAUUAAGUGACUCAGGAUUUAAACUUGUCAACUUUGGAUGUGGUUAUCUUCAAGAUCAAGAGAAGUUAUGCAAAUACCCGACUCUGUGCGUUUUUACCAACCGUACAGGAAGUUUAUGUGUGUGCUACAGCCCGAAGUUUGACUCUUGGGAACAAAUCACAUAUUCAGUGUUUUACUUUCAUAAAGGGUACAGCAAGACCUUCACUGCUGCUCUUGGGAGUGCGCACUCACGGGUGACAAAGAGCAUUACUUUCCUUAACCUUGACUAUUACGUGGCUGUUUACUUACCUGGUCAUUUCUUUCAUCUACUUAACAUUCAGCAUCCAGACCUGACCUGCCACAGUCUGUUUUUGACAGGAAACAAUGAAGGGAUGGCUAUGCUACCUCAUGGACCUCUGCAGUCACUGUCGGGGUCCCUGGUGCUGGAUUGGUGUUCUGGGAAGCUCUACAGAGCAUCCCUCAACCAGUCCUAUUUGUUACGGCUCCUGUGGGACACACGGCCAGACUGUGAGAAGAUGGCCGUGUUGCACUGCGUGCUCUCAUGUGGCCGAGACUCGGAGUUUCCGGAAGCCCAGAUGAUUCAAUGGAUUUCUGAGAACAUCUCUGCCUACUAUUCAUUUGACCCCAUUCAGGAAUUUAUAAUUGCUUCUUCAUAUUGGAGCAUAUACCCAGAGACAAGUAACAUGGAUAAACUUUUGCCAUAUUCCUCAGUGCUCACUUGGAAUACAGAAAUUCCUGGAAUAAGCCUUGUGACGGAAGAGAUCACGUUGCCUCUGAUGAAGGUGCAUAGCUUUAAGAACUACUGGGAAAAACUGAAUGCCAACCUGGAAUAUGUUAAGUACUCCAAGCCACACUUACACUAUAACAACAGCGCGGUCAGGAGAGAGUGGCACAGCCUGAUCUCAGAAGAGAAAACAGGAAAAAGAAGGUCCAAGGCGUAUGUGAGGAAUAUUCUUGAUAAUGCAGUAAAGGUGAUUUCUAACCUAGAAGCAAGGAAUUCGGGAUGCGCUUUGGAAAUUCCCUUGGCUCAGGGCGCCACUCCCUCCAGCUGUCUGAUCACACAAGGGCCUUUGACUGGUGUGCUGCGUUCAUUUUGGUCGACACUUGGGCGCUCACUGGUGUAUUGCUGCACAUCCGCAGCUGUGGACUCCACCCUCAUGCACCGUGACGGUGAACUUGUCAGCCAGCCCAGGCAGAUGGAGCCUGGGCCCACUGCACGGCCCCAGGGCCCAGCCUCUGCCUGUUACCAGGCCAUCCAUGAGCCAAGAGUGACACCCCUCUUGCAGGAGGAAGACAGCCACCAGAGGCUGCUUGUGGGGCUGAUGGUGUCUGAACUAAAAGACCAUCUUUCGAGACAUCUACAGGGUGUGGAAAAGAAGAAAAUUGAACAGAUGGUUCUGGACUACAGUUCAAAACUGCUGGACGUCAUUUGCCAAAUACUGGAAACCAGUUGGAGGAAACAUAAUCUUCAUCCCUGGGUUCUCCACUUCAACAGGCGGGCUAGUGCUGCUGAAUCUGCAGUCUUCCACAUCAUGACCAGGAUUUUGGAAGCUACCAACAGUUUGUUUUUACCUCUGCCUCCUGGUUUUCACACUCUGCACACGAUCCUGGGCGUCCGCUGUCUCCCUUUGCAUAACCUGCUGCAUUACAUUGAUAGCGGGGUGCUGCUCCUCACAGAAACGGCUGUCACGAGGCUCAUGCAAGAUCUGGACAACACAGAGAAAAAUGAGAAACUGAAAUUCAGCAUCGUUGUGCGGCUUCCUCCGCUCAUUGGUCAGAAGAUCUGCCGACUUUGGGACCAUCCUAUGAGUUCUAACAUUAUUUCCCGGAACCAUGUGAGGCGGUUGCUUCAGAACUAUAAGAAGCAGCCUCAGAGUUCUAUGACUGACAAGUCGUCAUUCAGUGUGGAAUUUCUGCCUCUGAACUACUUCAUUGAAACACUGACAGAGAUAGAGUCCUCCAACCAAGGCCUGGAUGCUUUCAUAGGACAUGACAACGUGGAUGCAAAAUUUGUGGAGGAAGCAGCUCUGAAACACACCACAAUGCUUUUAGGCUUAUAAAAAAGAAAAUAUAUAAUUGUGUCAGCUUCCAAGUUUUACUCUUGCUCAUUAGCUCUACUUCUACUGAGAAUUCUCUAGCAAUAUUUGAAACUGGUUACCAAAAUCAGAAUGCAUUGUUGAGCCAUCUGAACGUUAGUUUGGUACUUGUUCAGACUGAAGUCAACUGCUGUCCCUCAUCCCAGUUUUGGACAGCCGAUGACAGCCACGUGUGGAGACAUGACAGCCAGCCCCGGAGGCAGGCAGUGGUAUAAAGGAUGCUCUUCCUAGGGGCCACAUAGGCCAAAAGCUGGUUUCUGUCGCACUCGGAAAUAAUCUAUGCUUUAAAAAUGUAGGGACUAGUGUGUAGAAAAACAAAAACUAGUAAGUGUCAUUGAAAAUAACAUAUGACAAGUGGAAAAAUUAAAUGUAUGUGUAAAGAGGAUAGCUUUUAAAAAACUGAAUUUGGAUUAAGUCAAAUCUGCUAUUUCCAGUAUAGAAAAAUUUGUAACAUACAGCAAUUUGUACAUACUGUCUAUUCAGAGUAAGAUUUUACUUUUUGUUAUGGUUCAGAUGGAACUGUAUUUAAUGUGUUUAAGCUUUUUUAUAUUUAUAAAAGUUUGAUUUAGAAAUAACUUAUCAUUAAAAAACGAAACCAAAAAA
Myotis brandtii (Brandt's bat) is the source of this 3295-nucleotide messenger RNA. RefSeq names its product gamma-secretase activating protein (gene GSAP). The record is from RefSeq and is a predicted model, not a curated record. The coding region runs from base 176 to 2656 and encodes 826 amino acids. Gene Ontology annotation, biological process: positive regulation of amyloid-beta formation. Gene Ontology annotation, cellular component: trans-Golgi network. Lineage: Eukaryota; Metazoa; Chordata; Mammalia; Chiroptera; Vespertilionidae. The transcript has 29 exons.